AUGAUAUCCGCAGACGAUCAGCAUUCGGUUUCACCACCACCACCACCACCACCUUAUCCACUUGGCGCAGAUAUCUCACAUGAUUAUAAUUACAAUCCUUCAUCUGCUACCCACGUCCCAGAAGAACGGGGAAAAGAAGAAGAAGAGGAUCAAGCAGCAGCAGCAGCAGCAUUACGGAGACGAAGAUCUGAAGAAAGUGAUGAUAUGUAUGAUGAUCAUGUCAGUUUUCUCCGAACUGUUAAUGCAUUUCGAGCUUACAGAAAACAUGCAGUCUCCACACGUGAUGCUCGUUUAAAAAAUUUUAUGAAGUUUCAUCAACAACAUCACUUGUCUUAUUGUAUUGAUUUGGAUUCUUUGUUUUCUAGAUAUUUAGAUUGCAUUGAGACAAACAGUUCUUUCUUUGAAUCUAUAUGUAGAGCAUCAUCUGAACUAUUUGACAUUUAUUGGCCCAAUGGUACAACUGUACAGAUGGAUGAUGUUCCUCCACCAACUGCACUGGAUAUUGAUAAGGUGUUUUCCACACUUCGACAAUUUGUGCGGGAUUGGUCAGCGGAAGGGGCACCAGAACGCAAUUCUGUUUAUCUUCCUAUACUGGCCACAUUGGAGGAUUGUUAUCCCGAUCCGGCAACUCGUGGAAGUGUAAAAAUUCUCGUUCCUGGUGCUGGACUCUGUCGUCUUACUGUGGAAUUGGCCCUGCGUGGAUUCGCCGCACAGGCAAAUGAAUUCAGCUAUCACAUGCUUAUCGCCGGUCAUUACAUACAGAAUCAUGUUGUUUCUUCUUGUCAGCAUAAAAUUUGUCCCUACGUUGAUAACACCAGCAAUUUGGUAAAUCGUGAGGAUCAGUUUGUGGAUGUGCAUAUUCCUGAUCUCUGCGCUUCUGAAGCUGUGGAUAACCUCCGCGAAGGGCAACAACCAGCUUUUGGUGAACUCUCUAUGGUGGCAGGGGAUUUUACAGAAGUUUAUGCAAAGCAGCAUCAACGUAGGAGCUGGAAUGCUGUAGCCACAUGUUUCUUUAUUGAUACAGCCCAUAAUAUUGUGGAAUAUAUAGAAAUUAUUUACAAUUUGCUUGUACCAGGAGGGUAUUGGGUAAAUGUUGGUCCUCUGUUGUAUCAUUUUGCUGAUUCCUCUGAAGAUGUGUCAAUUGAACUUUCACUUGGAGAAGUUCUCGCCGUAGCCCAGCGUACUGGUUUCGUUCUUCUUUCUCCACCAAGAUUUAUUGACACAACUUAUACAAAUAAUCAUCGAAGUAUGAAACAACUUGUCUAUCAUUGUGCCUUCUUCCUACUGCAGAGACCCCUAACAGAAGCUAAAGAACGAGAUCAGCAACAGGGUUCUUUGACAGUCGAAAAGAUCUAA
Trypanosoma theileri is the source of this 1356-nucleotide messenger RNA. RefSeq lists its product as uncharacterized. Lineage: Eukaryota; Euglenozoa; Kinetoplastea; Trypanosomatida; Trypanosomatidae. Gene Ontology annotation, molecular function: S-adenosylmethionine-dependent methyltransferase activity. The record is from RefSeq and is a predicted model, not a curated record. The transcript has a single exon. The coding region runs from base 1 to 1356 and encodes 451 amino acids.